Messenger RNA from Closterium sp. Naga37s-1, 3207 nucleotides. The record is from the annotation of a GenBank genome assembly. NCBI's taxonomy places the organism in Eukaryota, Viridiplantae, Streptophyta, Zygnematophyceae, Desmidiales, Closteriaceae.
AUGCUGCAUCACUCAGUCGCAGCAAAGCCGCUCGCUUCAGUACUUGUCGCAGGCCUCGUCGCUAGCUCCGGCCCUCAUACCGCACGCCCCGGCACCGGCAAGGCAGGCGGAAUUGGCCGAGUGGGUAGCAGCGAGAGAGCGCGCGGGACCCGGAGGGAUCGAAGCGGCGCGUUGGUCGGGUGGAGGCGGAUAGAUCUGGGCUUGAGCAGACGGCAGGUUUCCGCGUCUGGCGGGUUGGUUGUGACCGCUGCUGCAGGCGCAGCGGAGGGGGCGAGCGGCGGCGAUAUGGAUUCGGCGGAGCGACCCGUGAAGAUGACCGCGGUGGUGGAGCACGUGGCGCUGUUCAGCAUGCCAGCGGACAUGGCGGAGGAGAGCGAGGGCGACAUGCUGAGCCACCUGUACCCGCUGCAGUACCACUACCCGCACCUCCUCGCCAUCUCGCUCGGCCGCAUCAUCGCCACCAAGCGCCCCGUCGGCUACUCCCACGCGCUCUUCGCGCGCUUCCCCUCGCGCCGGGCACUCGACGGCUUCCUCGCGCUGCCCGCGCUGGCGGCGGCCAUGGAGCAGUUCGUCACGCCCUCGUGCACUGACAACCUAUCGCUGUCAUACGAGGCCCAGGUGGAGGCGGACAUAGAAAGUGUCUUCAGACGUGGCGAUGCGUAUGAGAGGGGAGUGGAGCACGUGGUGUUGAUGCGCGCCAAGCCAGCAGCGGAGGAGGAGAAGCAGAGUGCCAUGGUGGCGGCCCUGGCUGCCCUGCCGCUAGCCAUGGACCCGCACAUCGUCGUGCAGCUCACUGCGGGCGCCAACUUUGCUGUCGACACCGCCAAGGGCUUCACUCACGGGCUCGUGGCAAGACUCCCCUCAGGUUGGUAUCCGCCGGUUGCCCUCCCUUGUUCCCGUCGCUCUCCCUUCCCGUCGCUCUCCCUUCCCGUCGCUCUCCCUUCCCGUCGCUCUCCCUUCCCGUCGCGCUCCCUUCCCGUCGCGCUCCCUUCCCGUCGCCCCGUGGGCGCCCCUCUGCCUCCCUUCCCGUCGCCUUCCCUUCCCGUCGCCUACCCUUCCCGUCGCCCGAGCUUCUGUUCCGUCGCCGUCCGUUCGUCUCGUCGCCCUCCCUUCCGCUCGUCCGAUCCUCUCCCCGUCAAUUCUCUCUCCGUCGCCCUCGCUUUCCCCGUCAAUUCUCUCUCCGUCGCCAUUGCUUUCCCCGUCAAUUCUCUCUCCGUCGCCCUUGCUUUCCCCGUCAAUUCUCUCCCCGUUGCCCUCGCUUUCCCCGUCGCCCUCGCUUUGCCCGUCGCCCUGCCAUCCACUGCUCGUCGACCUCGCCUUCCCUCCCGCCUCCCUUCCCACCUCGCACACGUGUCACCCUACGUUUUCUCCCCCUACUCCCUCUUAUCCCUCCCGCUAAUAAUCGCCUUCCUUCCCCCCCCUUCCCUGCUUUUUCCCAUCCCCUUCCCUGCUUUCCCGCAUCCCGUGCCCUACUUUCCCCCCUUCCCUGCCCUGCUUCCCCCCAUCCCCUUCCCUGCUUCCCCAUGUCCAUUGCCUUGCUUCUUCCCAUCCCCUUCCCUGCUUCCCUACAUCCUCACGCCUGCUUCCCCCCAUCCCCCUCCCUGCUUCCCCCCAUCCCCCUCCCUGCUUCCCCCCAUCCCCCUCCCUGCUUCCCCCCAUCCCCCUCCCGAACUCCCCCCAUCCCCCUCCCUGCUUCCCCCCAUCCCGUGCCCUGCUUCCCCCCAUCCCGUGCCCUGCUUCCCCCCAUCCCCUUCCCAUGCUCCCCCCAUCCCCUUCCCUCCGCGUCCCCCCAUCCUCUUCCCUGCUUCCCCCCAUCCCCCUCCCUGCUUCCCCCCAUCCCCCUCCCUGCUUCCCCCCAUCCCCCUCCCGAACUCCCCCCAUCCCCCUCCCUGCUUCCCCCCAUCCCGUGCCCUGCUUCCCCCCAUCCCCUUCCCAUGCUCCCCCCAUCCCCUUCCCUCCGCGUCCCCCCAUCCUCUUCCCUGCUUCCCCCCAUCCCUCUCCCUGCUUCCCCCCAUCCCCCUCCCUGCUUCCCCCCAUCCCGUUCCCUGCUUCCCCCCAUCCCCCUCCCUGCGUCCCCCCAUCCUCUUCACUCUCUCCCCUUCCCUGCUUCCCCCCAUCCUCUUACGCGCGUCCCCCCUUCCCCUUCCCUGCUUCCCCAUGUCCCCUUCCCUGCUUCCCUCUUACUUGCUUUCCCAUGUCCCCUUCCCUGCUUCCCCCCAUCCUCUUACUUGCUUCCCCAUGUCCGGUUACCUGCUUCCCCCCCUCCCGUUCCCUUCUUCCCCAUGUCCCCUCACAUGCUUCCCCAUGUCCCCUUCCCUGCGUCCCUGCAGCGCGCGCCCUGCUAGCAUGCCAUCGGUCGCCGCGCUUCCGUGGCACCUCUGUGGCGCGCACAUCGCCCUUGUGCAUGUCUAUGCCCACUCUUGUCCAUGUGCAUGCUUUUCCAUGUGCAUGCUUUUCCAUGUGCCUGCUUGUUUGCUUAAUCUCACUGCCAUGCUUGCCCUCACUGCCAUGCUUGCCCUCACUGCCAUGCUUGCCCUCACUGCCAUGCUUGCCCUCACUGCCAUGCUUGCCCUCACUGCCAUGCUUGCUGCAUCCCUGCAGGGUCUCCUCGCCCGCCACCCCACUUUGCUCUCCCGUCUGCUGCCACUUCUGCCAGUGCGCUCCUCGCUCUUCCUGCUGCCCAUUUAUUCCCGCCCCGCUACUUACCCUCACCCCGCUGCGUUCAGGACAGAUGCUGAAUCUCGCAUCCCUCCUGCUGCUCCCUCCUCUUUGUCCUCCAGCAAUCUCGUGGAACACACUCCAACCCCCUGGCACCCGUCGCACACUCCGUGUACUACCCACUACGCCUCAGAUCUCAGCAGCAUCUCAUCCUCCAUCUACUUGGUGUUAGUCCACGCACAUGUCGCACAUGUCCUCUUCAACAUCAAUUCAUCUCCUCGCAGCCUUCGCACACUACUCCGUGUACUACUCCUUGCACCUCAUAUUGCAGCAGCAUCUCUUCCCAUGGCAGGUGCUGAGUUGGAGGGGAUGCAGGCGAAGACGGAGGUGGAGGUGUACCUGCUGCUGCUGGACGACCAGCUCGACGCCCUCGAGAGCUUCCCCGAGCUGCUCACCGCCAUGCGCACCGCGCUGGGCUGCCGCUGGCACCCGACGAGUACCUGGCGCGGCGGCGCAUCAUCCCAUCGCCCCGGAGCUUCUAGGGGCUAA